This is a messenger RNA of Monopterus albus (swamp eel), 1930 nucleotides long. Its product is annotated as zona pellucida sperm-binding protein 4-like. The transcript has 12 exons. Gene Ontology annotation, cellular component: egg coat. Gene Ontology annotation, biological process: prevention of polyspermy; binding of sperm to zona pellucida. Lineage: Eukaryota; Metazoa; Chordata; Actinopteri; Synbranchiformes; Synbranchidae. Gene Ontology annotation, molecular function: structural constituent of egg coat; acrosin binding. Bases 217 to 1884 code for a protein of 555 amino acids. The record is from RefSeq and is a predicted model, not a curated record.
GAGCCCACAGCUCUCUGGGCGCACAGGUGCCGAGCAAGAGAAUAUUUCAACAAGCACUUAGAGACAUGUAGUGAAGCUCUGGGUGGGGCUGCAGCCAGCUUCAGAGUCAUUAACACUGAUUAGCUGGUGUCACGGGGCCGCUUCCCGUGUUAAAGAAAGAACCGGGUGUUUCUGGAGUCGAAACCAUAUCAGUGUAAACCUCCAAACAAUAAGGAGAUGAUUCAUCGCCGUGCAAAGCUUCGCUUGAUUUACUUCAUUUUUGCCUUCUCGACCCUGCAGGGGAAGUUAACACCUGAGCAGAGGACACAGCUCGUCCUGCCGACAGUCACGUGUUCUACCAGAGGAAUCACAGCUGUGUUUGGACCGCAGGUCAAAAGCAAUGUCCGUGUUAGAGAUAUGUCAGGGGCCACAGUCCCAGUGCCUCAGUUGGAGGGGCCCUGCGGGGUGAGAAUGGGCAUAGACAAGGACCAGAGCCUCUCCUUCUUCAGCAGAUAUGACAGCUGCUAUGCUCGCACUGAGGGAAGAAAAGUGGUCAUUCCUCUGCAGGUGCAGCUGACAGGAGACCGUCGCCUGUUCGGGGUAAAUAUCAGCUGUCCUCUGAUAAAGCGGUCCAGUGAGAGCAGUCGACUGACUCCAACACCGUUACCUGGAAACUGUGACACAGAAAGAGCUCUACGAGUGGCCUGUGGCCACCAAAGCGUUUCUAGAGAGGCCUGUUACAAACUGGGAUGUUGCUAUGAUGCUCAUGAUUCAACCUGCUACUACAAACUCAAUGCCUGCUCUCUGGACGGACACUUUGUGUUCUCAGUAAAGGCCACAGACACAGAGCCGCCUAUUGAUCCCAGCAGUCUCUCAGUCAAGGACCAGCCACAGUGUUCCCCUGUGCUCAUCACCCAAGACACGGCUGUCUUCAAGAUUGGAAUCAUGGACUGUGGUGCAAAGAUGAAGGUCGACAGAGAUGUGAUGAUCUAUGAGCUGGAAGUGCAGGAGCUGCAUGCUAAACGUGCAACCAAGCAAUCUCCAUUUAGUCUCCAGGUCCAGUGUGAAUACGAUGCAGCAGAUCUAGAGCGUGCAGCAGACCUGCGAUCCUUGCACGCAGCCACUAACCCACCGCCUGUGGUUGCACUAGGAACCAUCAAUGUGCAGAUGAGAAUAGCCACAGAUGCAUCUUUCACAUCCUUCUUUCCAAACGACCAGCUUCCACUGACCUUGCCCCUGCGUGAACCUGUGUAUGUGGAGGUUUCCAUUGCCCAGCCUUCCCCAGACUCUACACUUGCCCUGCGGGUUCAGGAUUGCUUUGCCUACCCAGCGUCCAGGUACUCUGUGUGGACACUUAUCUAUGAGGGAUGCGGCAACCCUUUGGAUAACAUGAAAAGCUCUGUUCCUGUGGACCACGAGGGGAAGACCACCUCCCACUCCCAGAUCAGGAGGUUUGAUGUUAAGACCUUUGCCUUCUUGGACCCUCAGACAGGCCACCCAAGUGUGGAGGAAAUGUACUUCUACUGCUGGGUGGAAAUCUGCACUGAUGAUGAUGAUGAUGACUGUGCACAGCAGUGCACCCUCAUCUUGUCUGAGAGUGAGAGACAGAGGAGAGAGGCCACGUCAGAGAGCGACCAGGUCCAGCUGGUGUCCCUGGGGCCACUGGUGCUGGGACAGAAUGGCACAGAACCAGAGGACAACACGUGUGAGACACAGAACAGAAUGUUUCAGGUGACGCUGUAUAUCCUGUGUAGUAUUGGUGCUGUCGUGCUGCUGGUCCUGCUCUUUACUGUCUGGUCACGCAUCAGGAAGUGUCAGAAGGCACAAGUGCAGCAGGCUGGCGAGGCGCAGGCUGGCGAGGCGCAGGCCGGCGAGGCGCAGGCCGACUGUCAACAACCUCAAUAAAUCACGUCACCUUCUAUAAUGUGCAAUAAAAUGUUUCUGUACAGUG